Molecule: messenger RNA, 3661 nt
Organism: Pongo pygmaeus (Bornean orangutan)
Lineage: Eukaryota; Metazoa; Chordata; Mammalia; Primates; Hominidae
Gene: STAU1
Product: staufen double-stranded RNA binding protein 1
Exons: 13
Coding region: 372-2120 (582 amino acids)
Biological process (GO): germ cell development; protein localization to synapse; intracellular mRNA localization
Cellular component (GO): cytoplasmic stress granule; neuronal cell body; neuron projection
Molecular function (GO): mRNA binding; double-stranded RNA binding
Source: RefSeq, a predicted model, not a curated record
GGGGCCGGGGGCGGGCGCCUGCCCCUCCCCCGUCACUUCCUGCCGGGCUGCGGGCGCCGGAGCGGCUCUUCAGGGUUUGCGCCGGCGGCCGCCGCGUCUCUCUCGGCUGCCGCUUCCUUUGACCGCCGCCCCCCCCCCCGGCCCGGCGGCGCCCGCCUCCUCCACUGCCACUCCGCCUCUUCCCUCUCUUCGUCCCUUCUUCCUCUCCCUUUUUCCUUCCUCCUUCCCCUCCUCGCCGCCACCGCCCAGGACCGCCGGCCGGGGGACGAGCUCGGGGCAGCAGCCAGGUAGAACUUUAGACUUCAUAGCACUGAAUUAACCUGCACUGAAAGCUGUUUACCUGCAUUUAUUCACUUUUGUUGAAAGUGACCAUGUCUCAAGUUCAAGUGCAAGUUCAGAACCCAUCUGCUGCUCUCUCAGGGAGCCAAAUACUGAACAAGAACCAGUCUCUUCUCUCACAGCCUUUGAUGAGUAUUCCUUCUACUACUAGCUCUCUGCCCUCUGAAAAUGCAGGUAGACCCAUUCAAAACUCUGCUUUACCCUCUGCAUCUAUUACAUCCACCAGUGCAGCUGCAGAAAGCGUAACCCCUACUGUAGAACUAAAUGCACUGUGCAUGAAACUUGGAAAAAAACCAAUGUAUAAGCCUGUUGACCCUUACUCUCGGAUGCAGUCCACCUAUAACUACAACAUGAGAGGAGGUGCUUAUCCCCCGAGGUACUUUUACCCAUUUCCAGUUCCACCUUUACUUUAUCAAGUGGAACUUUCUGUGGGAGGACAGCAAUUUAAUGGGAAAGGAAAGACAAGACAGGCUGCGAAACACGAUGCUGCUGCCAAAGCAUUGAGGAUCCUGCAGAAUGAGCCCCCACCGGAGAGGCUGGAGAAUGGAAGAGAAUCCGAAGAAGAAAAUCUCAAUAAAUCUGAAAUAAGUCAAGUGUUUGAGAUUGCACUUAAACGGAACUUGCCUGUGAAUUUUGAGUCUUUCCCUCUGAAACAGGUGGCCCGGGAGAGUGGCCCACCCCACAUGAAGAACUUUGUGACCAAGGUUUCGGUUGGGGAGUUUGUGGGGGAAGGUGAAGGGAAAAGCAAGAAGAUUUCAAAGAAAAAUGCCGCCAUAGCUGUUCUUGAGGAGCUGAAGAAGUUACCGCCCCUGCCUGCAGUUGAACGAGUAAAGCCUAGAAUCAAAAAGAAAACAAAACCCAUAGUCAAGCCACAGACAAGCCCAGAAUAUGGCCAGGGGAUCAAUCCGAUUAGCAGACUGGCCCAGAUCCAGCAGGCAAAAAAGGAGAAGGAGCCAGAGUACACGCUCCUCACAGAGCGAGGCCUCCCGCGCCGCAGGGAGUUUGUGAUGCAGGUAAAGGUUGGAAACCACACUGCAGAAGGAACGGGCACCAACAAGAAGGUGGCCAAGCGCAAUGCAGCCGAGAACAUGCUGGAGAUCCUUGGUUUCAAAGUCCCGCAGGCGCAGCCCACCAAACCUGCACUCAAGUCAGAGGAGAAGACACCCAUAAAGAAACCAGGGGAUGGAAGAAAAGUAACCUUUUUUGAACCUGGCUCUGGGGAUGAAAAUGGGACUAGUAAUAAAGAGGACGAGUUCAGGAUGCCUUAUCUAAGUCAUCAGCAGCUGCCUGCUGGGAUUCUUCCCAUGGUGCCCGAGGUCGCCCAGGCUGUAGGAGUUAGUCAAGGACAUCACACCAAAGAUUUUACCAGGGCAGCUCCGAAUCCUGCCAAGGCCACGGUAACUGCCAUGAUAGCCCGAGAGUUGUUGUAUGGGGGCACCUCGCCCACAGCCGAGACCAUUUUAAAGAAUAACAUCUCUUCAGGCCACGUACCCCAUGGACCUCUCAUGAGACCUUCUGAGCAACUGGACUAUCUUUCCAGAGUCCAGGGAUUCCAGGUUGAAUACAAAGACUUCCCCAAAAACAACAAGAACGAAUUUGUAUCUCUUAUCAAUUGCUCCUCUCAGCCACCUCUGAUCAGCCAUGGUAUCGGCAAGGAUGUGGAGUCCUGCCAUGAUAUGGCUGCGCUGAACAUCUUAAAGUUGCUGUCUGAGUUGGACCAACAAAGUACAGAGAUGCCAAGAACAGGAAACGGACCAAUGUCUGUGUGUGGGAGGUGCUGAACCUUUUCUGGCCAUGAACCAUUAUAAAAUCCCAACAUAUAUACUGAAUAUACUGAAACUGCUUUGAAAAUUUGGAAUUUCUGAUACCUCCAGUGGGCCGAGAGACACGGUGGGUAAAGGAUGUGGGCAGCAGCAGGGAAGACAACAGAAACACGAGGAGGCGGCUGUGGCCGGGCUGGACUGUGCUGGGGUUUGUUGUGAUGGCCACUCGGUGACCUGGCGGUCCCUACGCAAUAGCAGCUGCCUGUGGGGAAGAAGGGCUGCCCAGCUAGCUGGUUCUCCCGGGACACCAGCAGAUCCACACCCUGGGCACCUCCGUGUUUGGUCUUUUUUUUCCCCCUGUGUGAAAGAAGAAACGGCACGACCCCUUCUCAAGCUGGCUCACUCAGACACAUUGGGACAAACCCUGGACAGCCAUGCCAGAGAGAGGCCUUUGACCGGCCCCAGAGCUAAAAGCACCAGAGAAAAUCAAAUGCUUCCUACUCAGCGUGACCCAACUUUUCUAGUGUGCUAUGGCCCCACCACCUCCUGCAGUACCCACACCAUCACCACUGCUUUCUCUUCCAACAGUGAUCUGUAUUCUUAGUUUCAUUAUUUUCUUUUGAUUGAUAUGACACUAUAUAAAAUUUUCAUUUGUGAAUUUCUCAAUUGUAUCUAGUUAUAUAGCACAGUUUGGAAACUUGUCUGAGACUGACUUUAUCAAUAAUCUAACCGACAAAGAUCAUAUCCAUGUGUAUGUGGUUAGACAUUUUUAUUUCAUUGACUAACCCAGGACAGUUUCAGUGAUGCAAAUUGUGUGCCCUCUGGUUCAGCUGAAACAGUCCUGGACUUUCAGAAACCUUGAAUAAGUCUCCCACAGUUGUAUAAAUUGGACAAUUUAGGAAUUUUAAACUUUAGAUGAUCAUUUGGUUCCAUUUUUAUUUCAUUUUUAUUUUUGUUAAUGCAAACAGGACUUAAAUGAACUUUGAUCUCUGUUUUAAAGAUUAUUAAAAAAAACAUUGUGUAUCUAUACAUAUGGCUCUUGAGGACUUAGCUUUCACUACACUACAGGAUAUGAUCUCCAUGUAGUCCAUAUAAACCUGCAGACUGAUUUUCCAGAGUGCUCGAUACUGUUAAUUACAUCUCCAUUAGGGCUGAAAAGAAUGACCUGCGUUUCUCUAUACAGCUGUGUUGCUUUUGAUGUUGUGUUACUGUACACAGAAGUGUGUGCACUGAGGCUCUGCGUGUGGUCCGUAUGGAAAGCCUGGUAGCCCUGCGAGUUAAGUGCCGCUUCCAUUCAUUGUUUACGCUGGAAUUUUUCUCCCCGUGGAAUGUAAGUAAAACUUAGUGUUUCUCAUCAAUAAAUGGUAAUACUAAAGUUUUUUUGUUAAUUUAUUCUCAAAUGCCACUACUGCUAGGUUGGUCCCCUCCCAACUUGCCCCUAUCCUUUUUUUAUUUUUAAGAAAAAACUUUGUAAUGCUUGUGAUUCCGUCUGGGCAAAAAUCUGAAGAUCUGAAAUAACUUUAUAUCAAACCAUUGAUCAAUAAACAGCUACUAAUGAA